Molecule: messenger RNA, 5074 nt
Organism: Oryctolagus cuniculus (rabbit)
Lineage: Eukaryota; Metazoa; Chordata; Mammalia; Lagomorpha; Leporidae
Source: RefSeq, a predicted model, not a curated record
CGGGCUGAACUUCUCCGCGUCUGCGCCGCCACCGCCAGCUCCCCCGCUCCGCGCGCGCAGACACGAUAUUUUCGGCCCCAGGCACCGAGGCCGGGCCGCCCUCCCCACUCUGCUCCUCCCCUGCGGGCCACAGGCGGGGGCUGCAGACGUGGCUGCCCAGGAAAGCCAGCCAGCUGGGCCGCGAGGCCCUACCUCGCUCGGCGCACAGCCAAAUUCCCGACUCGAGCCCCGUCACCUUCUGUGAAGCCCCAUCCUCUUGUCACCUCGGCUGCCCGUUUGGGAUUCAGCGGCUCUGCCUCUGGGUCCUCCCCACCAGCUCCCUCCACGGGCCUCCCUGAACUCUGACCUGGGAGAGAUCGGGGAUGUGGACUCCGGAGAUAUGUAGGACCGUGGGCAUCUGGGGAGCACUCAUGCGGAGCCAGUCUUGUCUAGGCAUUUUAUGGGAAUUGACUGGUUUAAUCCUCCCAACCUCCCGGGUGGGAUAAGUAUUGUGGCUCCCACUUAGGGAGGAGGGAACUGAGGUGUGGAGGUUAUGUAACUUGUCCCCAGGGCAUUCAAACCCCGACCUGAGAGUAACUCUUAACCUAGGUGUUAGGGCUGGGCCUGGAGUUAGGCCCCUCUUUCCUUCCAGGUGCCUGGUGCUCCCAGGCCCCUUUCCCUGUCUCACCCCAGAAGGGACUGGGGAGUGCUCUCCUUCCCAGGGACAUUUGUCUGUGUGUGGUGGCAUAUGCAGUUGUGCUUUGCAUGUGCAAGUGUGUCAUUGUGGGUAUCAGAGGGUCCGGACUGGUCAGGUCAGGUCAUGCUCAUGGUCACUGUUUCCUGCAGGGUCGUCAGUGAUGCGGAUAGUGAUAUGAGAUGCUUGUGAUGCCUUUGGCUAACCAUUAUAGAGACAUGUAGGAAAUGUGUUGUGGUUAUGUGUCAGGUGAUGUGCUCUUGAUAUCUGAUCUGUCUGUGAUGGUGCUAUGCCUGAAGUAUGAGCCCUGUCUGGUGUGUGUAUGUAUGAUGUGAGUAUGCACGGAUGAUGCUGUAUGUGGAGAUGGCACAGGACAGUGGCAUAGGCUGCUGGAUGUCAUGGAAGUUUUACAGGCUUGACAGUUGUUUGAGUGCCCUCCUCCCCCGUGCCCUUGUCUGCCCCUAGGCUUGUUCAAGUGGUCAAAGCAGGAGCCAGCAUCCCUCCUGGUGUCAUCCUGGGAGGCUCUCUCUCCCCAUAGGCUGGGAUGGGUUGCAUCCCCAGGAUUAGCCUGGAACAGUGGGCAGGCAGAGCUGAGCCAAGCCUCUGGCCCCGCCUUGGCCCCUCACAGGGUGACUGGAACGACCUGGAGCCACAUGGCCUAAAUCCAUCCGGAUCCCUUAGACCUGGCCAGCUCCUCCUCCACCCCUUUUCCUCCUCCUCCACCUCCUCUUCCUCUUCCUCCUCUUCUCACUUUUCACUAGACUUGGCUGAGUCUGCAGGAUGGGGGACACCCUGCACCCUGGACAUGGCAACCACAGAGAGAGCAGCCCUUUUCUCUGCCCUUUGGAGGCUUCCAGAGGAAGUGACUACUAUGACAGGAACCUGGCACUGUUCGAGGAAGAGCUGGACAUCCGCCCAAAGGUGUCAUCUCUUCUGGGCAAGCUUGUCAGCUACACCAACCUCACCCAGGGAGCCAAGGAACACGAGGAGGCUGAGAGUGGGGAGGGGACCCGCCGGAGAGCAGCCAAGGCACCCAGCAUGGGCACCCUCAUGGGGGUGUACCUGCCCUGCCUACAGAACAUUUUUGGGGUCAUCCUUUUCCUGCGGCUGACCUGGAUGGUGGGCACGGCCGGUGUGCUGCAGGCCCUCCUCAUCGUGCUCAUCUGCUGCUGCUGCACGCUGCUGACGGCCAUCUCCAUGAGUGCCAUCGCCACCAAUGGGGUGGUUCCAGCUGGCGGCUCCUAUUUCAUGAUCUCCCGCUCGCUGGGGCCGGAGUUUGGAGGUGCCGUAGGCCUGUGCUUCUACCUGGGAACGACAUUUGCAGCGGCCAUGUACAUCCUCGGGGCCAUCGAGAUCCUGCUGACCUACAUUGCCCCGCCGGCCGCCAUUUUUUACCCAUCUGGCACUCACGACACGUCGAAUGCCACCCUGAACAACAUGCGGGUGUAUGGGACCGUUUUUCUGAGCUUCAUGACCCUGGUGGUGUUUGUGGGUGUCAAGUAUGUGAACAAAUUUGCCUCGCUGUUCCUGGCCUGUGUGAUCAUCUCUAUCCUCUCCAUCUAUGCCGGGGGCAUCAAGUCGAUGUUUGACCCUCCUGUGUUUCCGGUUUGCAUGCUGGGCAACAGAACGCUGUCCCGGGACCAGUUUGACAUCUGUGCCAAGACGACCAUGGUAGAUAAUGAGACCGUGGCCACUCGGUUAUGGAGCUUCUUCUGCCACAGCCCCAACCUUACCACCGACUCCUGCGAUCCCUACUUUCUCCUCAACAAUGUGACUGAGAUCCCUGGCAUUCCCGGGGCAGCUGCUGGCGUGCUCCAGGAAAACCUGUGGAGCGCCUACCUGGAGAAGGGCGAGGUGGUAGAGAAGCGGGGGCUGCCCUCCACGGACGCCGUGGGCCUGAAGGAAAACUUGCCCCUGUACGUGGUGGCUGACAUCGCCACAUCCUUCACCGUGCUGGUUGGCAUCUUCUUCCCUUCUGUAACAGGCAUCAUGGCUGGCUCUAACCGCUCUGGGGACCUCCGUGAUGCCCAGAAGUCCAUCCCGGUGGGAACCAUCCUGGCCAUCGUUACAACCUCCCUUGUGUACUUCAGCAGUGUGGUUCUGUUCGGAGCCUGCAUUGAGGGUGUGGUUCUCAGGGACAAGUAUGGUGACGGCGUCAGCAGGAACCUGGUGGUAGGCACGCUGGCCUGGCCUUCGCCCUGGGUCAUCGUUGUUGGCUCCUUCUUCUCAACUUGUGGUGCUGGCCUGCAGAGCCUCACUGGAGCACCCCGCCUGUUGCAGGCCAUUGCCAAGGACAACAUCAUCCCCUUCCUCCGGGUGUUUGGCCAUGGGAAAGCAAAUGGUGAGCCGACGUGGGCACUCCUCCUGACUGCACUGAUCGCCGAGCUGGGCAUCCUCAUUGCCUCCCUCGACAUGGUGGCCCCCAUUCUAUCCAUGUUCUUUCUGAUGUGUUACCUGUUUGUGAACCUGGCCUGUGCUGUGCAGACGCUCCUUCGGACCCCCAACUGGCGGCCCCGGUUCAAGUACUAUCACUGGGCGCUCUCCUUCCUGGGCAUGAGCCUCUGUCUGGCCCUCAUGUUUGUCUCCUCCUGGUACUACGCCCUGGUUGCCAUGCUCAUCGCAGGCAUGAUCUACAAGUACAUUGAGUACCAAGGGGCUGAGAAAGAGUGGGGUGACGGGAUCCGAGGCCUGUCCCUGAGCGCUGCCCGCUAUGCACUGCUGCGCCUGGAGGAGGGGCCUCCUCACACCAAGAACUGGCGGCCGCAGCUCCUGGUGCUGCUGAAGCUGGACGAGGACCUGCACGUGAAGUACCCACGGCUCCUCACCUUCGCCUCCCAGCUUAAGGCUGGCAAGGGCCUGACAAUUGUUGGUUCUGUCAUCCAGGGCAGCUUCUUGGAGAGCUACGGCGAGGCCCAGGCUGCUGAGCAGACAAUCAAGAACAUGAUGGAGAUUGAGAAGGUGAAGGGCUUCUGCCAGGUAGUGGUGGCCAGCAAGGUGCGUGAGGGGCUGGCCCACCUCAUCCAGUCUUGCGGCCUGGGCGGCAUGAGGCAUAACUCCGUGGUGCUGGGCUGGCCCUAUGGCUGGCGACAGAGUGAGGACCCACGGGCCUGGAAGACCUUCAUUGACACCGUGCGCUGCACCACGGCUGCACACCUGGCCCUGCUCGUCCCCAAGAACAUCGCCUUCUACCCCAGCAACCAUGAACGCUACCUGGAGGGCCACAUUGACGUGUGGUGGAUUGUUCAUGACGGCGGCAUGCUCAUGCUUUUGCCCUUCCUGCUGCGCCAGCACAAGGUCUGGAGGAAGUGCCGGAUGCGCAUCUUCACAGUGGCCCAGAUGGACGACAACAGCAUCCAGAUGAAGAAAGAUCUGGCUGUCUUCCUGUAUCACCUACGCCUGGAGGCAGAGGUGGAGGUGGUGGAGAUGCAUAACAGCGACAUCUCUGCAUAUACCUACGAGCGCACGCUGAUGAUGGAACAGCGGUCCCAGAUGCUGCGGCAGAUGAGGCUGACCAAGACUGAGAGGGAGCGAGAAGCCCAGCUGGUCAAGGACCGGCAUUCGGCCUUGCGGCUGGAGAGCCUGUACUCCGAUGAGGAGGACGAGGCUGCAGCAGGGGCUGACAAGAUCCAGAUGACAUGGACCCGGGACAAGUACAUGACUGAACCUUGGGACCCCAGCCACACCCCUGACAACUUCCGGGAGCUCGUGCAUAUUAAGCCGGACCAGUCCAACGUGCGGCGCAUGCACACUGCUGUGAAGCUCAACGAAGUCAUCGUCACACGCUCCCACGACGCCCGCCUGGUCCUACUGAACAUGCCCGGCCCACCCAAGAACAGCGAGGGUGAUGAGAACUACAUGGAGUUCCUCGAGGUGCUGACCGAGGGCCUUGAGCGGGUGCUGUUGGUGCGAGGCGGCGGCCGUGAAGUCAUCACCAUCUACUCCUGAGCCCAGUGUAGGCUCGUGGCCUGGAGUGGGGGUGUCCAGGGAAACAGGCCCCCCAGCGCCUGCCUGCCAGUCCUGCUUUGUCCAGCCCCACCUUGGACCAGCUUUGCUAGGUCUCCUUGGAAACCGGGCCUGGUCAUGGAGAUGGAUCCGAGGUCCUGUGGGACCCUGGGAGGUUUGGGGACUUUCCUCCCUAGCACCGCAGUGGAAGGCUGGUGGGGGCUGACGUGGGGUUUGAAGGCUCAGCCUCGCCUGGGAGCACUAUUUAUUGUAUAUUUAUUGUUUGGAUGUCACCAUCAGAGAGGAGGGGGAGGGCAGCAAAGGAUGGGGUCUAGCCCAGCUGCCUGCAGGAAGAACUGGCUCAAGCUACUUUGGGCAGGGACCCCCACCAAGCCGAGCCGAAUGGAACUGGCCAAGCCGAGGCCUGACUUUUUUCAAUAAAACAUUGUGUACUUCUGA